UCCCACACCCAAUAAUUUCUCCAUCCUCAACAGAACUACGAGUUUCUACAAAGCAAAAACCUGAAAACGGAAAACCUAUCGCAGCACGCUCUUUCAUCUCUCACUCAUGGCAACAACACUCAUGUUUUUCCGACCAACCAUGAUCCGGGCCUCCGCUGGUUCUCCCGGCAAGCCCGACCCGAGAAACAGGAAGCCCGUUUCCUCCAACUGGUGGGCUCCGCUGUUCGGAUGGCCCGCGGAUCCGGACUACAUGGGCCCAUUGCAGAAGGCGAGUGAGAAAUCGGAUCCGGAGCGGGAAGUGGGCCUGGACCUGGGCCGGCCCAGAUCCAAGUUCACAGCGGGGUGCUUCACGGAGAAGAAGGCGAAAGAGCUGAGAAAGAAGACCGUGGAAACGUCGACGUUUCAUGACAUCAUGUACCACUCCGCUAUUGCAUCCAGACUCGCGUCCGAUGUUUCCAAAGGGUACGAGAAAUAAAUGUUUGGUUUUAAUUAAUGUUUUUUCUACCCUUAGACUCAGACUCACUCAUCGUUGUAUUUCGCUUUAAUUUCUUUCAACUAUGAACUAUUGGCCUGUUCAUGAUUUGGGACUCAUUGUAAUUAAUCUAUGUGCGUGAUUUGUCUCCUUAUGUUCUA
Messenger RNA from Glycine soja, 633 nucleotides. RefSeq lists its product as uncharacterized. The record is from RefSeq and is a predicted model, not a curated record. The transcript has a single exon. Bases 107 to 475 code for a protein of 122 amino acids. Lineage: Eukaryota; Viridiplantae; Streptophyta; Magnoliopsida; Fabales; Fabaceae.